UCUUCUGUUAUUGAUCAACUGAAAAGCGCAGAGAGAGAGAGAGAGAGAGAGAGACGAGACGAGAGAUUGUGGAGGACUUGAUUGAGAAAUCGGCCUCGUUCUUCGGAGACUAAUCAAUCUCUCUCUUUCUGUUCAUCGGAAUCUUUUGAUAUCUUGCUUUUAUAGUUGGAUUGCAAAAAGGGAAGAAAGAUGGGGAAUAUGUUCGUGAAGAAACCACAGAUCACGGACGUUGAUCGAGCCAUUCUCUCUCUCAAAACCCAGAGACGCAAGCUCGGCCAAUACCAGCAGCAGCUUGAGAAAGUAAUAGAAGCUGAGAAGCAAGCUGCAAGAGACUUAAUCCGAGAAAAUAGAAAGGAGAGGGCUUUGUUAGCACUGAGGAAGAAACGGACGCAAGAAGACUUGUUGAAGCAAGUUGAUCAAUGGGUCAUCAAUGUUGAACAGCAAUUGGCAGAUAUUGAACUUACGAGCAAGCAAAAGGCCGUGUUUGAGAGCUUAAAGCAGGGUAGCAGUGCUAUUAAAGCCAUUCAAAGCGAAGUGGAUCUUGAUGAUGUUCAAAAGCUUAUGGAUGAUACCGCUGAUGCUAAAGCCUAUCAAGAUGAGUUGAAUGCUAUUUUGGGAGAGAAACUAUCAGCAGAGGAUGAAGAAGAGAUAUUAGCAGAAUUUGACAACCUAGAAAGUCAGCUUGCUGUUGAUGAGAUGCCUGAUGUGCCUACAACGGAGCCCCAAGAAUCUGAGAAGAUAGAUCUUCCAGAUGUGCCAACGAGAAAACCCAUCGCUUCCAAUGCUGAAAUCACACCAGCUGAAUCAGCCACAAAGAGAAAAGUUCUCGAAGAACCUUUGCCAGCUUGAGCUAGAAGAAACUAGUCAACAAAACGAGAUUAUAUCAUUCUUUUAGCACUUCUCUUUUAAUGCUCUUGAAGUUUUACUGUACAAUCUUUAAGUCUCUUGUUGUAAAGAACAAAGAUUUGUGGGAUCCCACUGUGUGAAAGGAUUCAAAUUUCAAUACUGAAAGAAAAUCCAGAUUAUGAUAAA
Messenger RNA from Raphanus sativus (radish), 1032 nucleotides. Its product is annotated as vacuolar protein sorting-associated protein 20 homolog 1. Gene Ontology annotation, biological process: vesicle budding from membrane; late endosome to vacuole transport via multivesicular body sorting pathway. Gene Ontology annotation, cellular component: multivesicular body; ESCRT III complex. NCBI's taxonomy places the organism in Eukaryota, Viridiplantae, Streptophyta, Magnoliopsida, Brassicales, Brassicaceae. The record is from RefSeq and is a predicted model, not a curated record. Bases 190 to 849 code for a protein of 219 amino acids. The transcript is spliced from 6 exons.